AUGCCUGACAACGACACCGAGAGCAUGAGCAUGCGCGACGACGUCUCCAUUGUCGAGAUUGAGCUGCCCGCCAGCGGCGACGUCGAGAUGGAAGGCCUCGCGGCCGCCGGCGAGGAGACGCCGUACGAAAAGGGCCCCGUCGAGGACCCCGAGGCGAGCGUCAUCCAGGAAGACCCCGUCGCCGAGACGCGCCCGAGCUUCAUCGAGUACCUGGCGAGCCCCAUCGUGACGCUGCUGGUCGGCCUGGAGGCGCAGACGGUGCUGACGGCGCACCAGGCGCUGCUGACCAAGAGCCCGUACCUGGAGCAGCUGUGCCAGAGCUUUGUCGAGGACGGAAGCCCGCGAUCCAUUGAGCUCCCCGACGAAGACUACAACGCCAUGGGCAGCUUCCUCGAGUUCCUCUACACGGGCGAGUACUUUCCCCGCAAGGUGCCCGGGCAGCGCGUGCUCGAGCACGAUCCGGCGACGCCGGGCCUCGUCGACGACAAUGGCGACCACCUGCUGCGCCACGCGCGCAUCUACACGCUCGCCGAAAAGUUCGGCAUGGAGCUGCUCAAGAAGCUGGCCUCGUCCAAGAUCCACUGCAUCAACUCGACGGCGCGCGGCGAGCUCGCCUACGCCCGCUACGUCUACGCCCACACCGCCCCCGACGACAAUGCCGUUCGCGCCCCCAUUGCCAGCUUCUGGGCUGCCCGCUCCCACGCCCUCCGCUCCGAGGCCGAGGCCGAGUUCAAGAGCCUGUGCUUGGAGCACCCGCAGUUUGGUUACGACGUGCUGACGCGCGUUUUGGACGACAAACUGAAGAGAGAGCGAAACGAAAAGAUGCAUCCCGCCACGAGUGGCAGCGGCAGCGGCCGCAAGCGCUCGCGACUCAGCGCAAGCACCCAUUAA
Messenger RNA from Cordyceps militaris CM01, 891 nucleotides. Its product is annotated as BTB/POZ fold domain containing protein. The record is from RefSeq and is a predicted model, not a curated record. The coding region runs from base 1 to 891 and encodes 296 amino acids. The transcript is spliced from 3 exons. Lineage: Eukaryota; Fungi; Ascomycota; Sordariomycetes; Hypocreales; Cordycipitaceae. Gene Ontology annotation, molecular function: protein binding.